UCUUUCUUGUCGCAAUCCCCCGUCUCGCAGAAGCCAAAACCUAACGGCAAUAACCAAAGUUCUCUUCCGACUACUCCUCGUUGUCUCCCCGCAAUUGCAUAAAUAUGGCAUCGUCCACACUCCCCAUCUCUCAAUCCCGACAUUUCUCCGCUCCCCGUCGCCCUUCCCCUUCUCCCUUCUCCGCCUUCUUAGGGACACACCGACUACUCCUCCUCCGCCGUCCCCGGGUAGUUGCUGGCAACUGGUUGCGUCUGCGGGCCUUGGUCGUCAAAGCCACCACGACCGAGAUGCCGAAGCGGCAGACGCCAGGAAGGGCCGGCGGGUUCGUGGACGAGAUGAGAGCCGUCGCGAUGAAGCUGCACACAAGGGAUCAGGCCAAGGAAGGGGAGAAGGAGCCUGACUCGCCGCCCGUCAGGAAGUGGGAGCCUUCCGUUGAUGGUUACCUCCGGUUCUUGGUCGACAACAAGCUAGUCUAUGAUACCCUCGAGAUCAUCGUCCAGAAGGCUGCCUACCCCUGUUAUGCUGAGUUCAGAAAUACUGGCUUGGAAAGGUCCGAGAACUUGGUCCAAGAUUUAGAGUGGUUCAAAGACCAAGGACAUACCAUUCCUGAACCUUCUGUAGGUGCUUCUUAUGCUCAUUAUCUGGAAGAGCUAUCAGAAAAGAAUCCUCAAGCUUUCAUCUGCCACUUCUACAACAUAUAUUUUGCUCAUUCUGCUGGUGGUCGAAUGAUUGGUAGAAAGGUAGCAGAGAAGAUCUUAGACAGCAAAGAGCUGCAGUUCUACAAGUGGGAUGGUGAUCUCUCCCAACUGUUGCAGAAUGUGCGAGACAAGCUGAACAGAGUUGCUUCAAGCUGGUCUAGAGAAGAGAAGGAUCAUUGCUUGGAAGAGACAGAGAAAUCCUUCAAAUAUUCAGGAGAGAUACUCCGUCUUAUAUUAUCGUAGAAGCUGAAGAAGAAUCCAUCAGCUUGCUAACUAUAAAUAUUCUUCCAGUUCCGCUUGGGGAAUUCAGUGGUGGAAAACUUGUCCACAUAUGUUUGUUCCUCAAAACUGUAUCAUAAUCUGUCCUUUAUUCGAAGACAGUUUCUUUCUUCUA
Musa acuminata AAA Group (dessert banana) is the source of this 1092-nucleotide messenger RNA. RefSeq names its product heme oxygenase 1, chloroplastic. Gene Ontology annotation, biological process: phytochromobilin biosynthetic process; heme oxidation. The record is from RefSeq and is a predicted model, not a curated record. The coding region runs from base 105 to 941 and encodes 278 amino acids. Gene Ontology annotation, molecular function: heme oxygenase (decyclizing) activity. NCBI's taxonomy places the organism in Eukaryota, Viridiplantae, Streptophyta, Magnoliopsida, Zingiberales, Musaceae. The transcript is spliced from 4 exons.